Molecule: messenger RNA, 4764 nt
Organism: Periophthalmus magnuspinnatus
Lineage: Eukaryota; Metazoa; Chordata; Actinopteri; Gobiiformes; Gobiidae
Gene: slf2
Product: SMC5-SMC6 complex localization factor 2
Exons: 22
Coding region: 100-4071 (1323 amino acids)
Source: RefSeq, a predicted model, not a curated record
CUUCUUAGUCCGGUCAUUCCUCACGCGGGAGAGAUGUUUUCCUUCCUGCAAUGUUAUAACACUGAAUUCUUGCUUAUUUACAUGCUUUAACAGGCUUCUAUGGUCACUUCUUUACGCCACAAAAUGAGAAAAUCAUCAGAAAACCACGUUGACUACGGGAUACUAUCUGAACAUUUUUCUCCAGGGAGUAAAGUAAGGGACUUUUACUUUCCAAACCACAACCCCGCCUUUGCUCUGGAGACCCCAAUGAAGCCUUCACAGAUCCCCAACCGCUUCCCGCACCAAACGUACAGCAGGUCUCUGCACUGUCACAGACCAGAGCAGCAACAACGACACAGGCAGCCCUUCAGCAUGACUCCCUACUACCCUCCUCCACAAUCUGCAGGACCACACCACCAUCGCCUAGGGCAGCUCCAGCACGGCUACACGUCACCCAACUGGAGUAACGGGGAAAACUACAACCGGCCUCAGCUAUGUCCAAGAGCGCAGGUGUCACACCACUGGCGCCCUGUGACCCCAACGCUACUGCCACUCCCUCCUCCGCGCGUGUCUGUCAGUCAUGUAAACCAAACAAGCAUUCACGCCAUGCUUCCUCAGAGAGAUCCUCCAGACAGUUCCACAGAUGCAGGGGUGAAACGCCAAGAUCUCACAGGGCAGGACAAACCCAAGGACAAGGUUGAGUCCGGUCCUGUGGAAGAUGUGCCACUGGUGGAGCUGCAUAAACCCAGUGGCCACCCCCUCCUUAGUGGGUGUCACAAGGACCGCGCCCCCCGACCGCACCAGGAGUCCUGGAGCAGCAGCAGCGGCCUGGCUCUGCCUUCCAUGCCUGGUCAGGACAGAAGGUCCAGCCUUCCUUUCUUACACAGCCACAUGCCCACUCAGGAGCAACAUCAAGAAGAGACGGCCUCGCGUACAUCACAAACAAAGGCACGCCAGAAGAGGUGCAGGAGAUCCAGAAGUGACGACGUCCACGCCAAGAAACCGUGUCUUCCAUCUGUACAGCCUGAUACAACACUCCAAUGCCCUUCUGCUAAUGUCCCCACCUCACAUUCCCAAUUACCUGACUCGGAGAGCUCUCCUAAAACUUCUGAAAACCAUACGCAGAAGACAGAAUCACUACAGGAAAAACCACUCAAGUCCACUCACUCCUUACCACACACACCUAAAUCUUGGGUUAAACAAGCUAGUGUUCAUUUCUCAAAUAAUGGCGUGAUAGUAUUAACACCUACAUGGAUGAAAAGUGACACCAAGAUACAUGAAGAAUCUAAGAAGACUGGAACAACUGCAACAAUUACAACGCCAUCAAAUAGUACCAAUGUCUCUUUUAGUAGUAGAAAUGAGCCCAAAAGCCUACACAGCAUCAGCCAGGUAGCUGACAGCAAAAUGGUGGACCUGAAUUGCAACAAAGCAGCGGUGAAGGCAAACGCGGGAUCACCAAGUUGUCGCAAAGUUAACCGUCCCAAAAAGCCGCCCGUAUUGGAUGACAUAAGUGACCUUUUCACACCUGAUCCGGUUUACACUGUCAAUUCUGUCCAGAAAACUCUAAAAAUUAGGCCAGAUGACAAAGCUAAAAUCCUCAACGAUAAAAGUGAACAAGCUGUUUCAAAUCACGCACAAACUCCAGGGUCCAAGCUAUUGCAUAAGGAGAAGGCGUCAGCACAUGGCAAUUCUUCAACGAACGUGUCAAAUACCAACUUACUCAUUCCUGAUGAUGUCCAGAUCUCAUUGCCCACUGUCAUUUUAACACGUAUGGCACUUCCCGAAAAGGAUGCCAAUGCCUGUGAGACGGUUAAACACAGGGAGGACAAAAAGAAGGCGGUUCAUGAUGAUUGUCUAGACCUGGACUUAGAUUUGACUCUGGAUUUGGACUUGGACGCUCCCAGUACUCAGAGCAGCGACAGCGAGGAGCCGCUCGUGUCCCUGCAGGAGAUCAUGACGAGGAAGAGCAAGCCUCUCGAUACGCCCAACAAAGGGGCCUUCUCCACACCCAGCACGCCCAGCACACCCAGCCACACCAACCACAAGAGACUGCACCACACACUGUCCAACACCAGGACGGGGAACUAUAAGAACAGCCUGGACCAAAUUCUCAAGGAGAUCACCACCAGUAAAAAAGCAAAAGAAACGGAGACAGAACUCCUAACAGCCUGUCAGGAGGAUCUGCUGAGGAUCGCUGAGUUUGAGGAGGAUGAGAUGAACAAGGAGGGGCCUCUGUCCGCUGAGCACCAGCAGAUCCUCCAGCGGUACUCCUUGUUGUCCAGUGCCAUCAGAGAAGUGCCUCCUGGACAUGACCUUUUUCAGUUGGAGAAGUUUGGCCGAAUCUUUAACCAGAACACACUGCAGCUCCGCCAGUGCAUACUCAGCCCUCAGGAGACAGCACAGAAGACCCUCCUGUGGUCCAGCCAUGCUCAGUUCAAGCUCUAUGUCCACAUCGAUCUGUUCCAAGAGGCCUACCAGCGCUCGCCCUGCCCCUUUCAGAUCACACGCUUUCUCUUCAAGAUGAUGUGCGUUCACAAUGACCACCUGUUGUCAGUGAAGAUACUACAGAUCCUCACUGACAUCGCAUACACCGCUGCUACUCAAACAGUGAAUGGCAGUGACAGAUUCCGGGUGUGGGUGCCCUCUGUAGCAGACGUCACGCUGGUGCUCAUGAACAUGGGAGUGCCCUUUGUGUCAUUGUUCCCUCUGGAGACUCUGCAGCCGCCUUUUACUGAGGGAGAGCUACUUGAAGACAUCUACAUUAAAAGUGAGAGUCCUUCCAACCAAGCACCAAGCACUUUCCCUGAACACAACUGUAACAACAUGUUUAAGUACCUGUCGUGCUGCCUGGGCCUGUGUCCGCAGGCCUAUUCUGACAGUGAGCUGCUGCUUCUGUUAACAACGCUCUGUACUGUCAGUUUGGAGACACGGUUCCUGCUACAGGCCACUGUGGACCUCUACCCUCUUUUCUACAAGCUGCUCAACAACAUCCGCCACUGGGACGACAUGAUGCUUAAAAUCUGCCUGGCUCUGACGGGCCUCACAGACGACCACCACAACAUGUGUUAUCUAGUUCAACUGCUGCCUGACCACACCCGUGGAAAGACUCUCCGCCGCCAUCUGAGCCUAUCUAUGAUUUCUAAACUGUUGGAUGGCAGUUGUAUGUACAGACCCAAAUCCAAAGAGCUGCAGCUGAGUGACCUGAGGCUGUACGUGUGGAAGAUGAAGCCAUCCUCUCUGCUGCGCUCCAUCCUCAGCUCUUGUCACCGCAGCCAAACAGAGGGGGAGGAGGACCGGAAUCUGCUUGAUCAACAGGCAUACUACCUCUGCUACAGCCUUUUGACUCUGACGAAUGAAGCGACCAAUGUGCAGUUCUUCCCCCCUCAGCAGAAGAAGCAUCUGCUGUUACUGUGUUCUGAGCUGGAGCGACACGUCAAGUGCCACAUUAGGGAGAGUGAGAAGUGUCUUUACCGCAGUAAGGUGAAGGACCUUGUGGCCAGGAUCUACACAAAAUGGCAGAUGCUACUUCAGAAAACAAGACCUCUAAAUGGCAAACUGUACGACUACUGGCAGCCAUUGCAAGGAGAUUCAGGAGGAAGCCUAGAUAUCGAAGAGAUUGAGUCGAGUCAGGAAGUCACAGAAAAAGACAGCGUUCUGGACCAGGACACUGUGGAGAUGGUGGAAGAUGGCACCAAAAUGGAUGACAAAGUGGUGGAUCUGACAGAGAAGGAGUUGACACAAAAUGGACUUACAAAUGCUGCUCAGAAACCAGUGGAUGAGCACUUAAAGGAGGAGACAGAAAUCCAAGAUGAAGGAAUGGAUUACCAAGAUGGAGAAGGUGACCAGUUUCCAGAAGAAGGGAGUGUCAUAGAGAAGGCCAAUAGCACUUUUGUACUGGACACUGAAGGAGGAGACACGCUUACACAAGGGGACGAACUCUGUGAGAACAUGGACACAGAGACAGAACAUACCUCAGGACUCUCCCCGGAGCAGUCCCUGUCUCCUGGCUUUGAGUGUGGGGUCAUGGAGAGGCAUGCUGUGGCUGGGGACAGGACGGACACAGCCCUGCUCCCCCUGCUCCAAACAAGCUAACUCCAGACAACGCACAGAUACUUCAGGGCUGACUUCUAUUGCACUACACCUGUUAAAAUAAAAAUAGUUUCUCAUAAAUAUUUCUGUUUCAAGGUUUUAUCCAAAUUGACUACUUUGUUCUACAACUGUUGUAUGAGCAGAACUGGUGCUCUUGUUUCAAACUUCAUCCUUACAGAUUUCAUAUAAAUAUUUUAUGGAUGGUCUAUUGAUGAUUGGUGAUAUCAGAGGAUUUCCCCAGAUAUCUCUAUCAGUCCAAUAUUGAAAAUUUAGCCAGUAUUUGUACCUAUAUUUUUUCCAUCUCUUUGUGCCCAUAUGUUCAUCAGAUUUCUCUUUUUAAGUAUACCAGAAAAAAGCGUUAUUAUUUUUGCAAAAGCAAUAUGUUAAUUUGGAAACUAUAACUUAAAAGCGUAAUAUCAGCAUAAGCAAAUAUCGAUUAUUCUACCAUCCGUACUAUAUUUCAUUUGCAAUUAAUUCUGUACCUCAACAUGUUGACUUUGAAAUAUUUAAGUGCAAUUAUUUUGUUAAUUAUUGCAAUUUAAGAUGAUAAAAUAAUUCUGUAAUUGUUUUGUAAUUUAUUGCAUGUGUUUUCAUAUUUUAUAUCUUCUGUGUUUGGCAGAAUAUUUUUCUACAGUUCUACAGUUUUCUACAAGUGUGUUUUCACAAAUGCAAUUAUUAAAUUUAAGUUUUCUUUUG